Zophobas morio is the source of this 715-nucleotide messenger RNA. RefSeq lists its product as uncharacterized. NCBI's taxonomy places the organism in Eukaryota, Metazoa, Arthropoda, Insecta, Coleoptera, Tenebrionidae. The record is from RefSeq and is a predicted model, not a curated record. Bases 62 to 700 code for a protein of 212 amino acids. The transcript has 3 exons.
GGCAACUAUCUAUAUAAGAAAGUGUGAUGAUGAACACGUAGUGUAUUUGAACACCAAAACGAUGUCGACACUUGUGUUGUCUUUAAUUUUGUUUGCUUCCACUCAAGCUCUAAUCAAUUCAAAAAAAGACUACUACUGGCGCGACUACGACGGACACAUCCCUGAAGAUGCACUACCCGGUGGUCGCGACAGGGACUAUAAAAACAUCUACAUAGGUCAAGCCUAUAUCAAAGAUGAAGGUAUAGCAAUUGUGCAGAUAGACCCAGAUCGAAGCGAAGUGUAUGGAGAAAUGCAAGGCACUCAAGUCUUAGACGACAACAUUAAAAUUUUGUGUGGCCCUCCCGAAAAUUUUUACUGGAUGGACACAAAUUUCACACAGCUCCAUACAGAAUUAAAGACGAAACAGCUGGUAGUCGGUGGGCAUGAGGACGGAUGGGGGGAUUAUUUUGUUGGAAGGAUUGGUUGCAACGAUGGAUACUGUAUUGGAAAAGUUCUUGAACACGGGGGUGGUGGUAUGUCCGUCUUUUACGCUGUGGAUAGGGACAAAAAUCAACUAAAAUCUAAUUCGUACGAAGUUCUUGUAAACAAACAAAUUCCUCCUAAACCUAAAGAUGGGAGCGGUUCAGAAAGUAGUCUAAGUUUGACUUUACCACAUAUUUUUUCUUGUGUCCUCUGUGUAUUAUUUUCAAUUAUAAUUUAAUCAGAUAAGUUAGAA